AUGAGACAAGACUCAAGCUUUAUGACAGCCAAUCCGGCAGCGACUUUACAUUCAUGCCUUGAAAUAUGCUCCCGCCUAUCAACUUGGACGGAGUCUCAAGACUCGUCUCCAAUAAGCGAGCUUGUCCGAGGCCGAGUUGCAAGUUGCGUUGCUGCCGUUCGUAACUUUGUCCGCUACAUACACGACGAGAAGUGUAAUAGCUCUGACCGUUACCCAACCGAGGCAGCUUCUGUACAUACGCAGACAGUAAGACUGGUACAUAGUCAUAUCACCGAAGCCCUCACUCUCCUCAGUUUUGCUAGUCGUGUUGAUAGAGGUGGUGAUUGGGAGAGCCUUGACGCACUUUAUGCAAAGCAGAACAUCUUGGGAGGCAUGAAUGCCUCAGCUUCCGAACCAAAUUAUGUACAUCGCUAUGUACGGGAGUUUGGUUUACUCGCGCAGCUCAGCGUCGGCUUGAUUGAUCCCAUGAACGCGUUAGAACAAAUCAGAGCGUAUUUUUCACCUCGAUACAUUCAUUCCUACACAAGCCGGAGACACUGUCCAUAUGUUGUCGAUGCAACAGCUCCCGCUAGCCGUGGUGGCUUUGGAACAGUCCGUAAAGUUAGGCACACAUUGUUGAAUCCUUCGUUCGCGGAAAAGUCAAUUCAGAAUAUAUUUAGCAAGGCCGAGCGGGACGAUAUCAUGCGAGAAAUAGGUGUACUUGAAGUAUGUCACCAUCGAAACAUUGUCCAGUUUAUCGACGCCUUCGAGAUUGAAGAGGAACCGGAUGCGAUAUAUAUCAUACUGUACCCAUGGGCUCCGUUCACCUUGCAACAAUUUCUUCACGGUCAAGACAACACACGCCGGAACAAAUGCCCGUGGUUCAAUAUCGACAACCAUGAGUCUGAUCUCAUCAUAUUCCGCGUUAUGAACGAGAUGGCCCAAGCUGUCACAUACCUACACCAUCUGUCAAUCAAACACAAAGAUAUUAAGCCAGAGAACAUACUACUGCAACAUGCCGAAACCGACCAGGUCACUCCGCUUCUUACCGACGUUGGUCGAAGUAAGAUCUUCUCUCACGGGUCCAGCACAGAUUUCUCGAAACAGGGUUCAUAUCAGUUUCUGUCUCUAGAGCAGAUUCAGGAGCUUGAGAGCACGCUCAAGGUUGACAUCUGGCAGUUGGGCUGCUGUUUUGCCAUGCUUCUGGCUGUUGCUUCUGGAGGGACGCCAGCGGUGAGAAAGCUGUGGAGCAGCUUCCAGGAUACCAAGAGCCGUGCGUCCUGCAAUAUCGCUCUAGAGUACGAAUCAUUCAUGAAAUGCUUUGGUGAGAUUUGCUUGCCACGGUGCCACAAAUCGCAGUGGAAGCAAGCCUACGUUCUUGUGACGCGUAUGCUCAAUUUGACUGCUAAGGAUAGGAUUGGAGCUGAGGACGUGUGUGAAGCGCUUCAAACACUGAUGUCAACAUGA
Molecule: messenger RNA, 1446 nt
Organism: Pochonia chlamydosporia 170
Lineage: Eukaryota; Fungi; Ascomycota; Sordariomycetes; Hypocreales; Clavicipitaceae
Product: CAMK protein kinase
Exons: 2
Coding region: 1-1446 (481 amino acids)
Biological process (GO): protein phosphorylation
Cellular component (GO): cytoplasm
Molecular function (GO): protein serine/threonine kinase activity; ATP binding
Source: RefSeq, a predicted model, not a curated record